This is a messenger RNA of Camarhynchus parvulus, 4535 nucleotides long. RefSeq names its product prominin 1 (gene PROM1). Gene Ontology annotation, molecular function: cholesterol binding. Gene Ontology annotation, cellular component: microvillus; apical plasma membrane; cell surface. The coding region runs from base 443 to 3043 and encodes 866 amino acids. The transcript has 29 exons. NCBI's taxonomy places the organism in Eukaryota, Metazoa, Chordata, Aves, Passeriformes, Thraupidae. The record is from RefSeq and is a predicted model, not a curated record.
CCAUGCGCGGGCGGCACCGCCGCCACGGCUGCCGCGGCGCUCUGAGGCGGAGCGGGCUGCGCUGUGCUGUGCUGGCCGUGCCCUGCUGUCUGCGGCUCACUGUCCCCUUUCGACCGAUGCAGAGGAGCCGGUAAAGAAACUACCACAUCGGUCGGUAUUCCAGCAGAGGCAGAGCUGCGGUACCCGCGCUCCUCUGCAGUUUGCAGAUAAGGACGAGGCAGCCUGUUAGAGGAAGAGGUCUCUGCUGUAGAUGGUGCGCUGAGUCAUUUUCACGAGAGACUGCUGUUCCACUCUGAAGUAAAAAUACAUUGAAGAAUUGAAGGUGUGAGAGUGCACCAGCAUUGUCCUGGCUAGAAAGCUACUCCUCAAGUGAAUGUAUUGAAGAUUUCUAGACUUGGUUGGACAAAUACCUCUACCUCCAGUUUUAUGAAUACUGCUCGCUAUGGCUGUGGAACUCUGUUUGCUGCUGCUGCUGUUUUGUGGAAGUACAAUUUCAGAGGUACAGCCUAUAUACAAACCACCUCCUGGAACUUUGGAUUUUGGAUUUGUACCAGCCAAGACCUAUGAUACAGGUGCAUACCAUGAACCUGGGGCAAUAGGAAUUUUGUUUAAAAUAGUACAUGCAUUCCUGUACUUAGUGCAACCAAAUACUUUUCCUCAAGAUCUCAUCAGAAAACUAGCACAGCAGCAGUUUGGAAAUACGCAGGGCGAUUAUCAAAAGCCUGAAAAUGUUGUCCUGACUCUUCAGGCCAUCUACUAUGAAAUCGGUUUUAUAGUCUCCGCAGCCUUGGGAUUGCUAUUUAUUUUGUUACUGCCUCUUGUGGGACUUUGCUUCUGUAUGUGUCGUUGCUGUGACAACUGUGGUGGGGAAAUGCAUCAAAGACAGAAGAAAAAUGCUGACUGUCAGAGGAGCUGUUUUGCAACAUUUCUUUUUGUUGCUUCUUUAAUAAUAAGUGUUGGAGUGCUCUGUGCAUAUGCUGCCAACCAGCAUUUAACUAACCAAGUCCGAGGAGCAAAGAAACUGGUUAACAGUAAUUUUAAAGAUCUGAAAAUUUUCCUUAACGACACUCCAGCGCAAAUUGACUACUUGGUGAACCAGUACAACACAACUAAGGAUAAAGCAUUGUCUGACCUAAAUAAUGUUGGACCUGUGCUUGGAACCAGAGUUCAGGAACAGCUGGGAAAAGAAGUGCGUCCUGCGCUUGAUGCAGCUCUGACAAUGGCAGGAGCCAUCAGAGAAACAAAGGAAGCACUAGAAAAUGUGAGUGUCUCUGUAGAGGUUUUGCAGGAGGGAACAGAGAGACUUCAUGCAAACUUGACAGAUGUUAAAAUGCACCUGAGCAACACCCUCAAUGACUCUGCCUGCAAUGCAGCGCAGGCUGCCUCAACUUGCAACAUCAUCAGGAAUUCGUUAGCUCAGCUGAACAUCAAUGCCAAUUUUAGCGGGUUGCCAGGUGUGAGCUUGCAGCUUGCAAGGAUCAAUGAUGUCCUUAAAAUAGACCUUUCUAGUCUGGUUCAAAAGGGUUAUGCAGCCUUUAAUGAUACUCCAGACUUGGUAGUGAAUCAAACCAGGAACAUUUUAUCAGACAUCAAAAGUGUGCUGGAAUCCAUUGGUUCAAAUAUUACUACCUUCACAAGAGCGCUCCCUGUUCAGAAGAUUUUAGCAGAUUUGAUGGUGCAUCUUACGCAGAGUGAGGCAUAUGUUCAAGAUUAUUUUCCACUAGUGGAGCAGUAUGAUUUCUACAGGUGGCUGGGUUGUCUCAUUCUGUGCUGCAUGUUGGUCCUGAUUCUGGUCUUUUACUACCUUGGAUUGCUGUGUGGCACCUGUGGGUAUGAUAAACAUGCUUCUCCAACAACCAGGGGCUGUAUCUCCAACACUGGAGGAAACUUUCUCAUGGCUGGUGUUGGAUUCAGUUUUCUUUUCUCCUGGGUGCUGAUGAUUGUAGUGGUGCUCACUUUUGUCACAGGCGGAAAUGUAGAAAAAUUGGUCUGUGAGCCCUUUGAAGAUAAAAAUUUAUUCAAGGUUUUGGAUACACCUUACUUACUAAAUAAGCACUGGAAAAACUAUCUUGCUGGCAUCAUCUUUAAAAAUCCGAAUGUUAACUUGACUUUUGAGAAAGUGUACAGUGAUUGCAAGGAAAACAAAGGAAUUUAUACUUCCCUUCACCUAGAACAUCUGUUUAAUAUCAAUGAGCUUUUAAAUAUUAGUAUGUAUACAGAAGAUGUAGCACUUAAAAUUGAACACAUUCAGAUAAACCUCAGCAAAAUCAUUCUGCUGGAUGAAAUUGGGAAGGAGAAUCUUCUGAAUUUCAGCUCUUCAGGAAUAGAUGGAAUAGACUUUUCAGCAUAUUUGACAGAGAUCAAUAAAAGUGUUACCAAGGUUGAUCUUCUCUCAUUUGCUAAUGAUUUAGAAGCGAGAGCAGACCAGCUGCCAAAAGGAGCCCUGGAAAACGCCUUAAAAGGACAUGCAAACAACAUUCGAAUGAUUCAUAACCAGCAAGUUGUUCCACUGGAGCAAGCUAUGAAAUAUGUUAAAGCUAGGAGCACUUUAAAUCAGAGCAUUAGGUUACUGAAGAGGACAUCAUCUGAACUUAUGGUUAAGGUGAAAAAUGUCAUUAGUGCUGUUAAUGCUGCCCAGGAUCUCAUAAAUAACAAUGCUUCCCAAGUUAUUGUCCAGGAGACAAAAAAGUACAUGGACACCAUAAUUGGCUACUUUGAGCAGUACACUGAGUGGGUCAAGGAGUCGAUAUCAAUGGAAGUAGCUGCAUGCAAGCCUAUUGCCAAUGUGAUAGAUACAGCAGUAGAUAUUUUUUUAUGCAGCUACAUAGCUGAUUCUGUGAAUACCUUCUGGUUUGGUUUGGGAGGCUCUUCAAUGUUUCUAAUUCCUGCCAUAAUUUUUGCUGUAAAACUCUCUAAAUACUAUCGUAGGAUGGAUACAGAGGAUGUUUAUGAUGAUACGGAAAAUGGUAAUAAUGGUUAUCAUAAAGAGCAUUUAUAUGGUAUACACAAUCCUGUUUUUACAAGCUCUGUGGAACAGUGGUAACACAUUGGAAAUGUUGAGGGGCUAUAUAAAUGAGGCUCAAGACUCUUCUAUUGGAGUACAUAAUUGUUCUUCCAAGGGUGUUGGCAUUUCCAUUCAUCUGACAGAUCCUGAGCCACUUGUUUUAUGUCAGCUGUACUGUAAAUCCCAAAUGUACUAUUGAAUGUUAUGCCAUAAACUACUGUACAGAAUAUUUUGUGAUCAGGGCACUGCCUCUCAAAUACCACUGUUCAAGGCUUGGAUUAACAUGGUUUUUUGGUUUUUUACUUUUUUACACUGGGCUUUCUACCUUACAUCACAGUAUAUAAAUUAAUUAGAUUAACAGCCUUUGCCUAGGAAUUCUCUUAAAAUUGUUCAAGUUCUUAUCUUAAAUUGUUGAUUUGUGUUAAAUACAGUACAUACACGUUUACAUAAAAAUACAUUUUGUAUACCAGAGACUUUUGUAUAUACAUUUUUCUUAAAACUUCUAAGUGUUUAGUUAAGAUUUUAAUAUUGUAUUAUACUCUUCACAAAUGAAUUUACCAGCAUGAUCAGUGUUGCUAUUUGGUGCUCUUGAAUGACUACAUUGGACUAAAUUUGGAUUGUAAUGGGGUCCACAGUGUCUCUUUGUGUGUCUGAGAAGCUCAGUUGUAGUUUUGUCAGUUUUUUUCUUUUCUUCUCUUUUCUUUUUUUUUUCUUUUCUUAAUUAUUUAAUAUUUAGUGGGUUUUGCUGUAUAGACCUGAAAGGGACUUUUUGGAGAAGUUUGUUUUUAAACUUUGGGUGGGAGGGUUGGGGGUGUGUGGGAUGCAUAAUAUAGUGAAAAAGCUAAGCUUUCUAGAGUUCAGUAGUACUCAAAAAGAGCAUGAGGGAUGUCCUAUGUUGGCAAUUUUUGGAAUGCUUUACAUUCUCUAACUUCCUUUUCUUCUUUCACGCCCACUUCUGUAAUGUCCUUAAUAGUAUCACUGUGGCUCUUUUGGAGGCAGUGGUAGUAUUUUUGCUAAAUAAUACUAUACUGUGAUUUACAAUAUUGAAAUUCAAAUCUGUUUAGCAAUUGGAGUUAACAUUUGUACUGUUAGAGUUAUUUCACUGAAUUUAGGCAUAUGGUUGAAUUGCUGAAUUAGUUAACAGUAGACUUUAUCAACAAGGCCAAAACUCUUACCAGUGUAAAACCUUCCGGCAGGUGAAAUAGUCAAUAUAUUGAUCUAAAAUAGUACCUCUUCAUCUAUCAGUAUUGUUAACUUUGUUUCAAACAGGGUUCACUGUCUUGAAGUAGAGAUAAUCCUGUACGUCAUUAUUAUAAUUCUAAAGAAAUGCUGAAAAAUGAUACCAGUCUCUAAUCCGGAAUAACCUUAAAUUUUUCAUUUUUGUCAUAAAUGGAAACAUUUCUAAUUGACAGUAUGUAGCAUAUGUGUAUAUGUAAUGUUCAGAAUUGCAGAUUUUUAAAAGUUUCUAUUUUUAAUUUGAGAAAAUAUUCCCAGUUCAUUUAAAUAAAAAGGAUCUUGCUUAACUACCUUA